GUUCGACUCUAACUCAAGAGGUCCUUCUUGUCUCUCUCCUUGUGCUCGCAACGACAAGUUUCGGUGCAAAAGAAAAGAAAAGAAAUCGCCAUGGAAGACGUGAACCAGUUGUUCGAUGCUGCUUUCGAGUUCGCACACUAUCCCGGUCCUCAAGGUGACUCCUCGGUUAAGGAGUUCCUCGAUCGCUUCCCUCUCCCCGUUAUUUUCAAUGCAUUGCAAACUGAAACGGAUAUCCCAGGCUUUGAAACGACGCUAGUAACUUGCUUGGAAAGAGUUUUCAAGACUAAGUAUGGAGCUUCACUCAUUCCUCACUACAUGCCUGUUCUGCAAGCUGGUCUCAAGGCAGAUUCUGCAGUGGUGAAAUCUCUGGCUUGCAAAACUGUCACCUGUCUCUUGGAGAAUCCAGAUGCAAACGAUGUUUCUCCUGUUCAGCUGAUUGUUAACAAUGGCAUAUACCCUCUUCUGCUGGAGUAUAUCAUAAAAAGCGAUGAUGAAGUGGCUCAUACUGCAAGUGAGACUAUUAAGAGCCUAGCACGCUUUCCAGACGCAAUGUCGGUAAUUUUUCCUUCUGAUACCAACGAUGCUACACACCUGGGUAACCUUGCUGCAAGGAGUUCGUCGCUGGCACGUGUCCGGGUUUUGUCUUUGAUAGUGAAGCUUUUCUCGAUUUCUCCACAUGUAGCGUCAGCAGUUAAGAACUCAGGGCUUCUUGAUUUACUCGAGGCAGAAAUGAAGGGUACUAAAGACACUCUUGUGAUCUUAAAUGUUCUGGAACUCUACUAUGAGUUAAUGGAAGUGGAGCACAGUUCAGCGUUCGUGCCACAAACAUCACUUAUUCAGAUGUUUUGUUCUAUCAUCAGUGGUACAUCAGUGGAUCUCUUUCUGAAGUUGAGAGCAAUGAUGAUAAGUGGCAGGCUCCUCUCGAGGGACAAUAUCUACAAUACAGUGGAUGAAGCUUGUGUGAAGGCGUUAAUUUCAGCUAUUGAUGCAAGCCUGGAGUCACCGGAGAUGAAUGAUACAGAUGCACAUGAAGCUGCGCUUGAUGCACUUGGUCAGAUUGGAUCAACAACGAAAGGAGCGAAUCUAGUCCUUUCGACUACACCUCCAGCUGCAAGACACGUUGUUGCUUCUGCGUUUGAUCGCAAUGCCCAUGGAGGAAAACAGUUGGCUGCCCUUCACGCACUAGCAUACAUUGCGGGUGAAACACGGCCGAAGAGCAGCAGAAUAGUUGAUGAAAAAGCUGAAGAAAACCUUAGAUGUUUAAUAUACGAUGUUGCAGCACAGAGCACAAAACUAACCCCAUCCGGUUUAUUCCUUUCAGUUCUUCAACAAAGCUCAGAGAUGCGUCUUGCGGGUUAUAGAACAUUAGCAGCGUUGGUGGCUAGGCCAUGGGGGCUGAUGGAGAUCUUGGCGAAAGAAGAGAUAAUAAACAUAGUGACGGAUGCAACCACUGAAACUGCAAAGAUAGCAAUGGAAGCGAGGUAUAACUGCUGCAAAUCAAUUAACGAAGCGUUCUUGUGUAGUAACUUUGUUGAUGACCCUCGUCGUCUAAAAACUGGUGAAAAGUUGCAAGAAGCUGUUAGAAGUGGACCGUACAUGUCGAAGAAGUACAGAGACGCACGACCAGAAGUAAUGAUGGCCGAAGGGUUCUAAUGACAUAACUAAAAACCGAAAGUUUUUUUUUUUUAAAACUUGGACCAGAUCUGUGCCUCUUCUCCGUUGUUCGAUAAGCAACUUUAGUUCGUCUUUUCUGUCUAAACAGCAAGUUUCAAGAAUCGACUAGGAUGUUGUUUUGACCUUGAACAACAGUAAAACUUUUUGUUUCAA
Molecule: messenger RNA, 1827 nt
Organism: Raphanus sativus (radish)
Lineage: Eukaryota; Viridiplantae; Streptophyta; Magnoliopsida; Brassicales; Brassicaceae
Exons: 17
Coding region: 91-1653 (520 amino acids)
Biological process (GO): proteasome assembly
Cellular component (GO): cytosol
Source: RefSeq, a predicted model, not a curated record